Neolamprologus brichardi is the source of this 1158-nucleotide messenger RNA. The record is from RefSeq and is a predicted model, not a curated record. NCBI's taxonomy places the organism in Eukaryota, Metazoa, Chordata, Actinopteri, Cichliformes, Cichlidae.
GUCAGGAGACUUCAGGAACAUGGCUUCAUCCUUCCUCUGCCUCAGCCUCCUCUUCAUCAGCCUCAGCACAGCAGGUGGAUUCAUGUAUUAUGAUUUGAUUCGCUGUGUGUUUAACUCCACUGAGGUGAAGGACUUUGAGUAUGUCAGAUCUUGGUAUUGUAACAAGUUGGAGAUCAUCAGGUUCGACAGCAGCGUGGGGAAGUUUGUUGGAUACACUGAGCUGGGAGUGAAGAACGCAGAGCGACUAAACAAAGAUCAGGGACAGCUGGCUGCAUUUAGAUCUCAGAAGGAGGUGUACUGCAAACACAACAUUGGUGUCUGGUACAGCAACAUUCUGUCUAAAUCAGCCUCGCCCACUGUCAAACUUCACUCCAUGACGCCUGUUUCCAGUCAGCAUCCUGCCAUGUUGGUCUGCAGCGUCUAUGACUUCUUUCCCAGUGAGAUCAAAGUGAGCUGGCUGAGAGAUGGACAGGAGCUCAGCUCUGAUGUCACUUCCACUGAGGAGAUGGCAGAUGGUGAUUGGUACUACCAGACCCACUCCCACCUGGAGUACACACCCAGGUCUGGAGAGAAGAUCUCCUGUGUGGUGGAGCACGCCAGCUUGAAGGAACCUCUGAUCACUGACUGGGAUCCCUCCUCGUCCAUGCCUGAGUCAGAGAGGAACAAGCUCGCCAUCGGAGCCUCAGGACUGAUCCUGGGUCUGAUCUUAUCUCUGGCUGGAUUCAUCUACUACAGGAGGAAGGCCCGAGGUCGUAUCCUGGUUCCCACUAACUGAGACUGGUCCUGGUCCUGUUUGUGUCUGAUGUUAUAAAAGCUGCUGCUUCCUGUGUUCAGACUGAUGAUGAUGAUGAUGAUGAUGAUGAUGAUGAUGAUCUCUGUCUGGACUCUGAUCUUGUGCUGGUGUAGAGCUGAUCCAGGACCAUCUCAGUGCUGUUGGUGGUUUUUGUGCAGUUGGCAUGGUCCUGGAUGAGAUUUAAUGUGGACUCUGCUGUUUGAUGCUUUACUGCUUUUGCUGUUCAAUCACAUGUCAUGGAAUCCAUGUAAUAUAAUCCCUGUAAUCCAUGUCUAUGAGUGACUGUCUUCUCUCUUCUUGCCUGAUUCACAUUUACAGAUUUUUACUGAACAUCUUCAAACCAAAAUAAAUGACUCAGACUCUCA